CUCUUUGAUAAAUUAUCUGAUCUCACCACUCCACUUCUAAAAAGAAGAACCUUUCGAGUUUCAUCUGUAUCUCUAGGCAUACGAUAAGAGGAGCAAUCGGAGUGUCAAGAUGGAGGUAGCUCAACAUAUCAAUAACAUUCAAAAUUACGCUCGGUCAUUGAAAGAUACCAGGUUGUCCAGUCUCAAACACCCAGCAGAGUUUUUCGACUAUCAAAGGGUUUCAAGACCGAAAGAUCAGUCAGAAUUGAUGAAACGAUGGGGAUACAAUUUACGAUACUUUUCCGCAAAUUACGCAGUUUGUGUUGCCCUAUUAGGUGCUUAUGCACUCAUCUCCAACCCUCUUUUAUUGCUCGCAUUGGGAUUCUUGAUCGGAGGGUUUGUUGCUAUUUCACGAUAUGCAACCGAACCUAUCGAAAUAUCCGGUAAAGUCAUCACCCCACAAAACCUCUACAUGGGUCUUUUCAUCAUCGGUCUCCCUCUUCUUUGGUUCGCCGCCCCUAUCUCGACCUUCUUCUGGCUCGUAGGAAGUUCAGGUUGUAUAGUAGGUGCUCAUGCGGCUUUGAUGGAACCUGGGGUUGAAAGUGAGUAUGAAGGUUUAGAAACUGUCUAGGGGAGGAAAGCGGGUUGCUUUUCUCGGAGUAGUUUGGAUACAAUAAUAGUCUUGCUUUUUCCAUACUUGGUUUCUUUAGACAUUGUGCAUUAUAUGACGU
This is a messenger RNA of Tremella mesenterica DSM 1558, 710 nucleotides long. RefSeq lists its product as uncharacterized. The transcript is spliced from 4 exons. The record is from RefSeq and is a predicted model, not a curated record. NCBI's taxonomy places the organism in Eukaryota, Fungi, Basidiomycota, Tremellomycetes, Tremellales, Tremellaceae. Gene Ontology annotation, cellular component: Golgi apparatus. The coding region runs from base 110 to 610 and encodes 166 amino acids.